This is a messenger RNA of Pezoporus flaviventris, 1148 nucleotides long. RefSeq names its product phosphoethanolamine/phosphocholine phosphatase 1 (gene PHOSPHO1). Gene Ontology annotation, molecular function: phosphatase activity. The record is from RefSeq and is a predicted model, not a curated record. The transcript has 4 exons. The coding region runs from base 276 to 1079 and encodes 267 amino acids. NCBI's taxonomy places the organism in Eukaryota, Metazoa, Chordata, Aves, Psittaciformes, Psittacidae. Gene Ontology annotation, biological process: bone mineralization involved in bone maturation.
GCGGACGGUGCCGGUACCGGAGGGUCCGUGCGCGGGUCGGGACAGCCGGUACCGGGAGGUGCCUCCCGGCAGCGAUCGUGCCAUGAGUCCCCCCCCGUUGCGGCUGUCACCGGCUUUGCAUCAUGGUCGGAAGCGCGGCCGCUUUUCCCUUGGCUUGGAGGGAGUCCCUGUUUUGUGGACGCUGGACGGACGCGUUCCCGGGAAGCAGGCGCCGGGCGGAGGAGCCCUGAGCGCUGCCUUCAGCGAGACGCUGCCCACAGAGUGAUGCUCUUACCAUGAAAAGGUGCUGUGAGGGCGUGGGGCUGCCAUGCCUCUUUAAGGGUGUCGGCAUGGCCGGGGCCCGGCCGCCCCGGUUCCUCCUGGUCUUUGACUUCGACGAGACCAUCAUCAACGAGAACAGCGACGAGUCCAUCGUGCGCGCGGCGCCGGGGCAGGCGCUCCCGGACCACAUCCGCCAGACCUUCCGCGAGGGCUCCUACAACGAGUACAUGCAGCGGGUCCUGGCCUACCUGGGGGACCAGGGCGUCAAGAUGGGCGCCUUCAAGAGCGUGUACGAGAGCAUCCCGCUGUCCCCCGGCGUGCCAGACCUCUUCCAGUUCCUCUCCAAGCACCACGAGCUCUUCGAGGUCAUCCUCAUCUCCGACGCCAACAUGUUCGGCAUCGAAUGCGCCCUGAAGGCAGCUGGGUUCUACUCCCUCUUCCGCAAGGUCUUCAGCAACCCGGCCAGCUUCGACAAGAGGGGGUACCUCACCCUGGGGCCCUACCACAGCCACAAGUGCCUUGACUGCCCGGCCAACAUGUGCAAGCGCAAGAUCCUGACCGAAUACCUGGCGGAGAGAGCCCAGGAGGAGCUGGAGUUCGAGAGGGUUUUCUACGUCGGAGAUGGUGCCAAUGACUUCUGCCCUGCCGCCGCUCUGACCGCCGCGGACGUGGCCUUCCCACGGAAGGGCUUCCCCAUGCACCGGCUCACCCAGGAGAUGGAGAAGAAGCAGCCGGGAGCCUUCCAGGCCACCGUUGUCCCCUGGGAAUCAGCUGCGGAGGUCGCCCGCUACCUGCAGGAGCUCCUCAAGAAGUGCUGAUGGCUCGGAGGGGAUCUGGGCGCUAGGAGAGGAUGGGAGAGGAGAUGCUGGGGGGGGUCACCCCGUGGA